Trichoderma asperellum CBS 433.97 is the source of this 348-nucleotide messenger RNA. The record is from RefSeq and is a predicted model, not a curated record. Lineage: Eukaryota; Fungi; Ascomycota; Sordariomycetes; Hypocreales; Hypocreaceae.
UCGUCUUCCUAUGAUCCAAUCUGCGCACCCGUUGGCUGGUGGGGACAAGAUGCUGGUGCAUGAACUCGUACCGGUAGACGAUGCGUGGCGUCUGCGAUGCGUCUGUAUGGAGCAGCACUGUAUGUACCUGUAUAUACUGUAUGUCUGUAUGUGUGUAGCACACGUGUAUGUAUGUAUGUCUGCAUAUGUCGGGCAGAGCUACGGCGAAUAGCGUCUGGGCAGGCUCUGGAUUCGACGGUUUCUUCGGUCGGACGGUCGCGUGUGGAUAUGGCGACUGCUCGUUCCUGGUGAUGAUUGCAGUUCCAGGUCGCUGGUCGGGGUCUGGCGGUCCUCGUUCGCCUAUCAAAA